ACCCAGUGGAUUUUCCCCCGACACUACCUCUAGCCAAACAGAGCACGUUUAGCACGGUCUGACGUGAGGCAAGAUCGUCUUGUCGGAUUGACUCCCAAACUCCGUUCGGCCAUGAUUGUUCUCAAUUUUGUACCUAGACCUGGUUCUAAGCAUUGGCGUCUACUGGUAAGGCGCAGGGGUAACAAGGGCAUCCCGUGGAGACCCAAAAAAGACUGUGCCGCAAAACAUGCCACCCCAGACUGGACCCUCAGUGCAAUCGAAAUUGGGAAAAGUAGAGCCAGCUAGCCGGUCGACGCCACGGUCGGUAACAAGUAAGGCUGAGUUCGUGCAGCUUGCAUUUUUAUUUUUAUUUUGGAUUCCUCGUCUUCAUUCCAAGCACAGUUUACCCCGUAUCCCUCAGCCGCAGUGUCGUAGCAAUCCUUUAAUUUCUUGAUUGUUCCCCCUCCAAAAAAUCACAGUGUAUUGCGGUCUCUAGUUGCUUCCAAAACAUCCUCGACAACUCCUUGCCCAAACGAGACCAACAAAGCAAGCAAGCAAACAAACAAACAAAAAAAAAAAAAAAAAAAAAAAAAAAAAAAGCCAAUAGCCAUAAUGUCUGCCCAACCUCAACAAGACCAGAUUCACCAGGCUCCCGCCCAACCCCAAGCCGCAUACCAGACGAAAGCCGAGCAGAUUCAACAGGGCCAGCAGCAACAACAAUAUGGCCCUGCAGCACAGCACCAUCACCAGCACGUCGGCGCCACGCCCCUCCAGGCACUAGGACCAGCACCCGCCGUGAUCGACUGCCCCUUCUGCCAACAGCGGGUGAUGACGCGCGUCAACGAGGAGCACUCCAGCAUGACAUACCUCCUAGGUGUACUCAUCGGCUGCAUCUGCAUCUGCGCCGCCUGCGUCCCCUGCCUGGCGGGAAUGUGCCAGGACGUGACGCACUUUUGCACAAACUGCAACCAGCGCGUCGCACACAUCCCCUAUAGCGGCGGGGUUCAGGUCAUCCAGCCCCAGCCGCACCAGGGCGCCAACGGCCAGUACAACAUGGGCCCCCAGGCCGUUUACGGCAGCGAGAACUCCAAGGGAGCCGGUGGCGCCCCAGUCGCCCAGCAGCAGCAGGCCGCUCCGGUCCAGCAGAACCAGACACAGCAGCAGCCCGCGCAACAACAAGGGCAAGAUCACAUCCAACCGGCACCGCAGCCGGAUGUGCAGCCGCCUCAGUAUUCCAAGAACUGAUGGGUUCGUUUCCGGUUCUUGCACUGCUGUUGCUUGAUUAUUUGUUAUGUGUCAUCUGCUUCCCUUUCAUACCCCUCGUUUCCAUCAAGGCUGCUAGCCCUUUUUUUUCUCUUUGCAUAACAACAAUACCCUCAUGUCUUUAUUCUUCUUUUUAUUUUGACUUGUUUAAAUUUUGAUUUUAUAAUACCUCGUCGUCUUUUCACGACAGCUUAAGUAGGAAGCAAAUUCCAACACGAAAAAACAUUGGAGAGAAAUCUUUUGGAAAAAAAAAAAAGGAAAAAAAAAAAAAAAAAGGAUGAUGUUCAUGUUUUCUACAUAGCUACCUACAUAACUAGUCUAAUAAAAAUAGACACAUCAAACUGAAAUUGAUCAAA
Molecule: messenger RNA, 1598 nt
Organism: Pyricularia grisea
Lineage: Eukaryota; Fungi; Ascomycota; Sordariomycetes; Magnaporthales; Pyriculariaceae
Exons: 2
Coding region: 592-1224 (210 amino acids)
Molecular function (GO): zinc ion binding
Source: RefSeq, a predicted model, not a curated record